UCGAUGUUUCUACCUUCACUUUCGUUUCCGGCGAGAAAUUUUACAUCAUGGACAAUUCUGGAAAUAACCGCUACGAGCUGUUGUUCAUGGACGACGAUGACUCCUCCGCCGCGCCCGCCCAGCCACAGAUUCCCGCCGUAGUCGCGGCGCCUAAGAAGCCGGAACCGGCGAAGGCGCCGAAGGGCAAGUCCGAGAAGGAGAACAAGCCGGUAGCGUCGGCUCGCAAAGCCAACGUUCCGGCGGCCAAGAACGCGAGUCCAGUGAAGGGUGGCAAGGGUCCCGCUGGCGGGGAUGUGGGCCGUCCCAGGAAUGCAGCUACAAACGGAGCCAACAACCAGGGCAGGUUCAACAACCAUAACAACAACAACAACCAGCGCUACGGAAACAAGGAAUCGACCGGAGAAUUCGGAAACGAGCUGCCACAGCGCCAGUUCAACAAUCGUGAUAACAGGGGACCUCCACGCGCCCGCACCGGCGAGAAAUUCGGAAAGCGCGAAUUCGAUCGCCAGUCUGGAUCCGAUAAAACCGGCGUCAAGUCAAUUGACAAACGCGAAGGCGGUGGUGCCCACAACUGGGGUUCCCCGAAGCAGGACAUUGAGGACUUAAAGACGGUCGGGGAGACUUCACCGCAGGCGGAAAAAGAGGACUCGGCCAACGAACAGUCGGCCGAUCCCGCGGUCGCCCCCGAGGAGGAUGAGUCCAAGCAGAUGACCCUCGAUGAGUGGAAGGCUCUGCGAGACCAGCGUGCCAAGCCCAACUACAACUUGCGCAAAGCGGGCGAAGGUGCCGUCGAUAAUGCGGAGUGGAAGAAGAUGGUGGUGCUGAGCAAGAAGAAGGAGAGCAACAGCGAGGACGAGUUGGAGUACGAUCCAUCGCUGUAUCCCCAGCGCGUGGGCCGCCUUCAGCGCAUCGUGGACAUCCAGUUCAACUUCAAUGAUGGCCGCAAGGGUGGUUUCCGCAAGGGACCACGUCCCGGAGCCGGUCCUCGUGGAGAGGGAUUCCGCGGCGAGGGUGGCUUCCGCAAUGACGGACCCCGUGGAGAGGGUGGCUAUCGCAACGACGGACCUCGCGGAGAGGGUCCUCGCAGUGAGGGACCCCGCGGAGAAGGCUACCGCAACGAGGGACCCCGUGGUGAAGGAUACCGCAAUGAUGGACCACGUGGAGAGGGAUUCCGUGGUCCGCGCUUUAACAACGGACCCAGCAACGGCUAUGAAAACAGACAGGAAAACAACAACAGAUUUGGAGAGAAACGCCGCUCCGCCCAGAAGCCACUGAAGGUUGACGAUGAAGCUCAAUUCCCUACUCUGUGCUAGGAGUUGAGAACAACAAUAAGGUUUAACAAUUUCACGUAUUACAUAAUUAGUAAGCUGGUCCUUCGGUUAACGAAUAACCAUUAGAUUUUCGGGCGUAAUCUAUGAAGCUUGACGACCGAUUAACAAACAGAAACAAAUCAGCCACGCUUAUCCAUAUUCCUUAGUUAUAAACAAAAAUUUUUGAAUUUUUCACUCUCAUCAUUUACGCAUUUAAAAUAACUAUUACAAAUAGUUGGAAUGUUGAAAUAAAUUUACUUCAUUUACAAACCAAGGAAUAAUAA
This is a messenger RNA of Drosophila yakuba, 1594 nucleotides long. It is a transcript of the gene vig2, whose product is annotated as ribosome-binding protein 1. Gene Ontology annotation, molecular function: RNA binding. The record is from RefSeq and is a predicted model, not a curated record. The transcript has 3 exons. Bases 48 to 1313 code for a protein of 421 amino acids. NCBI's taxonomy places the organism in Eukaryota, Metazoa, Arthropoda, Insecta, Diptera, Drosophilidae. Gene Ontology annotation, cellular component: cytoplasm; nucleus.